Pecten maximus is the source of this 3158-nucleotide messenger RNA. RefSeq lists its product as uncharacterized. The transcript is spliced from 5 exons. Gene Ontology annotation, molecular function: calcium ion binding. Gene Ontology annotation, cellular component: extracellular region; lysosome. The record is from RefSeq and is a predicted model, not a curated record. Bases 2425 to 3048 code for a protein of 207 amino acids. NCBI's taxonomy places the organism in Eukaryota, Metazoa, Mollusca, Bivalvia, Pectinida, Pectinidae. Gene Ontology annotation, biological process: cell-matrix adhesion.
GUAAUAUAUGUACAUACACCACUACUAAGGUUUAGUAAUGUAGGUACAUACACAAGGUAUGGUAAUAUAUGUACAUACACUAGGUGAUAUAUGUGAAUACACUAGUUAUUAUAUGUACAUACACUAGGUAAUAUAUGUACAUACACCUGGUAUGGUAUUAUAUGUACAUAAAAUAGGUAUUAUUUGUACAUACACUAUAUAUGGUAAUACAUGUACAUACACUAGAUAUUAUAAGUACAUAACAUUCCAUUAUUAUUGUUUAAAUUCAUCACAGUUUGUUGGAUGAUUCCUGUACUUUUUUUCAAAAUAUACUUGUUGAUCCGUUUCUUCUACUUUCGUUGAACAAUUACAGAAACACACUAUAUGCCACUUUUAUAUCUUUAUCUAAAAACAACCAAACAACAGAAAAGGAAUACUUGAUUUGCUUGCUUAUCUUUUGAAAUGUAGUUACAAGAACAAUAGAGAAAAGCGACAUAUCAAAACUUUAAUCCAACUCCAAAUAAGUAAAAUUAUUAUUUUUUUUGGUUUGUAAACUCGGAUUAGUCAGGAGUGCAUUUCGUGUCCAUUUAUAAAUUUUGAUAUUGACUUGGAGCGCGUGAAAAAUAUAUAUUGACUUAGGGUGCUUGCAAGUCUAGGCGUCUCAUUCGAACGCGCCUUCGCUUCCACAUCCGUUUCAUCAUGGCGGCCUUUGCAGACGAUAAGCGAUUUCUAACGUAGUCGGAAACAGAAAUCCAAAAAUUAACUGACGAUUCUGUUGAUGUGAAUACUAGUAGAGCUACCAAGACAGCCGUAAACGUUUUUCGUCAAUAUUUAAAGGACAAAGAUAUCCCAACACACUUUGAAACAUUUUCAAAUCAACGACUUGACCAAGUGCUGUCAAACUUUGGAGGUAAAACAACAGAGAACACAAAGGGCCUGUUCGUUUAUUCGGACAAAUCGGUUUGUCAGUUUUUAAAUGCAAUAUUUCAAACAUAUAUCUUGACGGACCUGCAAAUGUAAAUACAGGCCUUGGGAGUCUUUGUCAAGGCUCGACUGAAAACAAUAUAAACUCAUCAGGUCGUCUUUAUUUCAUAAAAGAACACCGGUCCAACCGGUCCGUCCGUUUGGACCGCAAAAACGAAAACGGCCAAGGAGACUGAUGUCUGAAACAAUCAGAAAAAGGAUUAAAGGUAAUGCAAGUGCCACCAGUGUUCCAAUGACCGCGAAAGUAGGUUAGGAUAUAAGUAGUUCAGAUCUUGUACCUAUCACUGAUUCUCAAACAAAUGCAUUGCUUGAAGAUAUUUUGACAGAUGAUUAUGAUGAUUUUGAUACAUUUCUGGCAAAUAUCACGUUCGAUCAUUCCAAUCCUCAAACCAAUGAUUAGACACAGACAGAGCACAAAAUGCAAAAUCUUGUACAAAAUACCAUGCAGAUGUUCGGUUCACUGUGCAAUUUACCUGUGGCAAUCGUGUCCCAUUGUCAAAAUGUCAACAUCAAUACUAAAAUAUCAUAUUCAGAUUGUUACCUAUAUUGUUAAAUUGUGUUGGAAAAAAAAACUGUUGUAAUAAAAUAAAUGUUAAAGAAGAAACAAAAUGUAUUUGUGAUAUUUUAAAUUUUAAUUUAUCAAUCUAUCAAAAAUAAUAAAACAAUUACAGCCUUUAGCUUCGGUUGAUACCAGGAUUUAUCGACCCAAGAAAAGAUAAUAUUGACCGAGGACGUAGUCCGAGGUUAAUGUUAUAUUUUCUUAGGUCGAUAAAUCCAAAUAUCGACUUCACGCUAUGAUUGUAUAAUAUGACGGAUACAAAAUAUAGAAUUACAUGGAGACCGUUGAAAAAUUAUCAGAAUAAGUUCUUGUGCUGAGGAAGGGUACGCCUCGUCAAAAUUUAAGUCCGACAUAGAAUCAUUCUCUACAUGAUCAUGAUAUCGAUCAUUUUCCCACAGUCUUCAUCAAUUCGCAUCUCUUGAAAGCUUGUGAUGUUAUUUGUGAUUGUGUGUGUUUUUAAGUGGUCAUGUGGUUAUGUACAUGUACCAAAUAAUUCCCCUUAUUCAGUUUUCCAAAUGGCGACUAUUUAUGUGAACUUAAGGGAAAGCAGUUGUUACAAGUACAGACUGAGAAUUCUUCACUCUCUUGUAUUCCAAUCAGAACCAGAUUUUCCAAGAGUGAUGACUUUGUAAAACAGUGACGUAGAGUGAAAAUAUGAAACGCAUGUAAAGAAAGCGGCCAUAUUUCUGCGUUUUAAAACAGGAUGUCUGGUUUUAUCGACAUGACCCUUGAUAUAUUUUAUAGAUCAAUUGGGCACUUCCAAAGCUCAAGUCUAGCCAAAUGAGGAACUAGAGUGUAAAACAAACACGGUCAUUCUUAUCAGGCUUCACAGAUCAACGAGUGCUUUCGUGUAUCAGACCAGUGAAUGUCAUACUGUCGAUUGUCACACCUACAAACAAAACAUGUCAUUAGUUCUUUGGCUGAUGCUGGCCAUUUCGGAGCUGGUACCUGGACAUAACUGCCAGAGUAGGGUCAUCGCCCGACCAUGUUGUGUUCCGUCUCACUUCCGGUGUGUGAUGGACGUAACUGGAGGAUACACGGAUCCUGUCUCUGGAAAAACUUCAUUUGUAGAUAGCAAAGUCCGUCUUUACAACGAUUACGAGUUGAACGUUACUAGAACCGAUACUGACGUCACACUUCCAAGCGGUGUAACUUUUGUUCACUCGGAGCUAACGUACUACAACCAGCAUAUCUCCUAUAAAAUAGACGGAAGGCAGUGUCGAACUGAUCGUAUCACCGCUCUUAUGCAGGACAAGUGUAUCCCAGAUGACGCCACUCUGUUAGGGACGAAUCGUAUAGGACAAUCUGGUCACAAGAGCAUCACCGUUGACACGUGGCAUUACGUCACAUCCAAUAAUAUCACGAUUCUGCGCGCUGUGACAGUGGAUCAAUGUUGGCCCGUCUACCAAACAGAGCAGAGUGUUUACAAUGGAGGCUUCUCAGAAAUGGCUUAUAUGAUUAACAACAUCGAGCUGGGUGAACACCCUGAUUUAAUCGUAACACCGAACACUUGUUCAAAGACUUGAAGACAUCGGGACCUAAUUUGCGGGAUCGAGAUCACGUGAUAAUAUGUCUUUGCUGAUCAGUUGCUCAUUUUUUCACGUGUAUUCGUUAUCAAAUAAAUCCUUCUCACGUU